AAAAUCACCUUCUUCACACCUAUUUCAAAGUGAUAUAAUGGAUGAGAGUUACUAAACUUGACUGCGCUAUUUAAAAGUUUGCAUCGAUGCUUAUGUAUUUUCAGCACCCUUGUGCCGCAUAUAUAAGGUGGAAAGUUCGUCAUUGCAAGCGAGAGCUUCGUCUUUAAACUCCUAGGCGUCGUCGUGGUGUUAGUUUAUUGAAGCAAAACGAACACACGAGAAACCAGAAGACUAACAUUCAUUGGGGCAUGAAUACCUGUUACUCUUCUGGUUUCUCGUUUGUUCGUUUUGCGCCCCCCCCCACCUUAAAAUACGAAUACUACUACUAAUAAUAAAAUAUUUGUAGGACGACCUUAAACAUCACUAACUGCAGUCAGUACUACAGCUCCCAGCAUGCUCAGCAUUCCUCAGGGGCCAAUCUUCCUCCAAGCGUGGCGCGGCCGUUUUUCGCCCGCUAAGGGUUUGAAUGCUGCGCGGUAAAUAUGGCGGGUACCGGAGCUGCUUCCCCGCGGCCGCCAGAACUGCACCAGGACCAGGACCAGGACCUGAACCCGUACCUGAAGGAGCACCGUUUGGCCACUUUCGCACAAUGGCCCUUCGUCUCCGAUUGCAGCUGCACUCCAGACCGGAUGGCAGAAGCAGGAUUCAUUCACUGUCCUAAUGAGAAUGCACCGGAUGUGGUCCAAUGCUUAUUUUGCUGGAAGGAGCUGGAGGGAUGGGAGCCUGAUGAUGAUCCUAUGUGCGUAUCUUGCAAACAAACCAUGUGCAGUGCAAGCAGAUCAAUACUACUACUGCUACUACUAGGAAGAGCACCGAUGCCACUCCCCCAAUUGUCCAUUCCUUGCUCUCCAGAAGGACGUGUGUGACCUGACCGUGCGAGAGUUUUUGAAACUUAGCGAAGAGAGAUUGAAGGGCUUGGUU
This is a messenger RNA of Hemicordylus capensis (graceful crag lizard), 921 nucleotides long. RefSeq names its product baculoviral IAP repeat containing 5 (gene BIRC5). The transcript has 3 exons. The record is from RefSeq and is a predicted model, not a curated record. The coding region runs from base 483 to 866 and encodes 127 amino acids. Lineage: Eukaryota; Metazoa; Chordata; Lepidosauria; Squamata; Cordylidae.